UGAUGGAUCCUCAGACACCCUGAGCAGAGAUGAGUUCCAGAGCCUGGUCAAAGCACAACUCCCCAACUUCGUUAAGGUAAUUACAUGUUAAUUAUACUGUGGUAACGUUUGAGUAAUACUAUAAUAACCAGUGAUCACCAUCCCCUGCCUUGGUGUGCAGGCUUUUAUUCCAGUCCAGCUAUAAUACAACUGAUUCAGCUUGAUGAUUAGUGCUGGGCUGUAACAAAAGCGUACACCCUUUGGCUUUCCAGGAGCGGGGUUGGUGGGCCACAAUGUCAGUUUGUGGUACACUUAAUUUCCUCUAGAUGGGGACAUAAACAGCACAGAUGCCUCUUGUCCUGCCAACCUCUGCCUCCUGUGGUAUAUCAGUAUGGCCAUGCUAGAAUAGACAACAUUUGCAUUUGUACUUGUAAAGUGCUGUACCAACAUCCUUUCUAGAAUGGCCAAAUAGUGACACCCAGCAAAUAGCUUCAUUUCCUUAUUCCCUUCUCAUGACCUCAGAUUUUAGAAAGGUUUCUUCUCCUCUCACGGCUUUAUUCUGACAAGUAUAAUCAGAUCAGUCAGUGUGGUUCUGAAUCUGAGGAGACGAGGAAAGGAAGCCUCUUAAUUAGUGAUUCUGACGGCCCUUAUCGCCCCCCAUGUAGAACGCUGGUGACCCAGCUGUCAUCGACCGACUCAUGGACUCAAUUGAUGAGAACAACGACGGAGAGCUCACCUUCCUGGAGUUCUGGCAGCUGAUUGGACGACUAGCAAAUCAACACGGCGACUUUAGCCAAUA
This is a messenger RNA of Coregonus sp. 'balchen', 778 nucleotides long. The record is from the annotation of a GenBank genome assembly. Lineage: Eukaryota; Metazoa; Chordata; Actinopteri; Salmoniformes; Salmonidae.